Messenger RNA from Gymnogyps californianus (California condor), 1496 nucleotides. RefSeq names its product prostaglandin E synthase 3 (gene PTGES3). The transcript has 8 exons. Gene Ontology annotation, biological process: telomere maintenance via telomerase; telomerase holoenzyme complex assembly; chaperone-mediated protein complex assembly. The record is from RefSeq and is a predicted model, not a curated record. Lineage: Eukaryota; Metazoa; Chordata; Aves; Accipitriformes; Cathartidae. Gene Ontology annotation, cellular component: cytosol; nucleus. Gene Ontology annotation, molecular function: prostaglandin-E synthase activity; Hsp90 protein binding; protein-folding chaperone binding. Bases 177 to 659 code for a protein of 160 amino acids.
AGGCCGCCCGGAGCCCCGAGCCCGCCGCUGCCGCCGCCGGAGCCACGGCCCUGCCCGCCCGCGCCUGCGCCGCCGCCGCCCGCCCGCUCGCUCGCCCGCCCGCGCCGCCGCCCAGAGCCGGACCCGGAGCCGGGCCCCCCCCCUAGGAGCGCCAGCCGGAGCCGCCGCCAUUCGCCAUGCAGCCUGCUUCUGCGAAGUGGUACGACCGAAGGGACUAUGUCUUUAUUGAAUUUUGCGUUGAAGACAGUAAAGAUGUUAAUGUAAAUUUUGAAAAAUCCAAACUUACAUUCAGUUGUCUUGGAGGAAGUGAUAACUUUAAACAUUUAAAUGAAAUUGACCUUUUUAAUAAUAUUGAUCCAAAUGAAUCAAAGCAUAAAAGAACAGACAGAUCUAUCUUGUGUUGUUUACGAAAAGGAGAAUCUGGUCAGGCAUGGCCAAGGUUAACAAAAGAGAGGGCGAAGCUCAACUGGCUCAGUGUGGACUUCAACAACUGGAAAGACUGGGAAGAUGAUUCAGAUGAAGACAUGUCCAAUUUUGAUCGCUUUUCUGAGAUGAUGAACAACAUGGGCGGAGAUGACGACGUAGACUUGCCAGAAGUAGAUGGGGCAGAUGAUGACUCACCAGACAGCGAUGACGAAAAAAUGCCGGAUCUGGAGUAAGGAAAACUGUCGUCUUCAGGGUUUGGGGAAAGAACUUCAUCACAACAUUUCAUAAUUGAGAUAAGAAUUCCUGAGUUGAUAGCCCUAAAGGGAGAUCCUGCAUCCUUUAACCCAUUUUCAGUCCAUUUUAAAUGGCUUCACUGAUGGUAGGUGUGUACCAUUGCACGGGGCGGUCUUAAGCCACGAGAGGCAAUAACGUUAUGCAUGAACCGUUUUCCAGACUUCCAAAAAAACCCAAUUGAGGUGUAGGCAAUCGAUACAGAACAGUCGCAAUAAAGUUCACGGAGCCUCCUUGCCUCGUAGCAGAUGUAAUUACAAUGGGAGAAUCCUGAAUUUACACCACGUGGUAAAUGAGCAUUUUUCCCCUCCGCGGCCUGAAAUUGUACGUUUGUACCGGGAACAAAACUGGCUGAAACAAGGAUGUUGUGAUUGGCUCACCAAAUUUGGCAGGAGAUGCGCAGUACCUCUGUGGUGUCUUCAGGUCUGUUCCACUAAAGUUUGUAUUGAAAAGGAAACAAAAUUCUCCUCAUUUGGUGUUUAAUCCCGAGUCACGUGCCCCUGGCCCGGCGCAGGUGGCUGGAGCCCGUCCCCCGGUACCGUUUGACCCUAAAGCUUUACAUCUCCUCGUCCGGGGUGCCAGUGGCUGUACGUUGUUGCUUGUCAAUCUGUACGUUUAGACCAAAUCGUAUUUGCACUGUGGGUGUGGGAGCGAGUGACAGACCGUUGGGCGUACGCACGCGGGCGGCUUCUAACCGGGCUGAAAAACCUCAAUUUAUGUUCAGAGCAGCGGGGAUUUUUUUAAUGUCUACAUUCUUUCUAAUAAACUGUUGAAGACUC